This is a messenger RNA of Chironomus riparius, 915 nucleotides long. NCBI's taxonomy places the organism in Eukaryota, Metazoa, Arthropoda, Insecta, Diptera, Chironomidae. The record is from the annotation of a GenBank genome assembly.
AUGCCUCGAAAAUUGAUGAAAUUUUUGAUUCUAUUUGACAAUACGAAUCUCUUGUACUUUCCUGGGCAAUUCCUAAGUGGACGAGUUCUAUUAGAAUUGCAAGAAGAUACACCAGCUUUAGGAUUGCACUUUCAUGUGGUCGGUGAAGGUGUCGUGACUGCUAGAACAGCUCGUCAAGAGCGCACAUACGAUAAAGAAAAUUACAUUGAUUUUCGAAUGAGAUUAUUGGGUGACAAUGAUUCAGGACCGACAAUAUUAUCACCCGGCAUACACUCAUUUCCAUUUAAACUCGGUCUCCCCUUGGGUCUCCCAUCGACUUUUCUCGGGAAGCACGGAUGGAUUCAGUAUUAUUGUAAAUGCGCAUUACGUGAGCCAUCAGGUUUAAUUCACAAAAAUCAUCAAAUUUUCAUCAUCAUGAAUCCGAUUGAUUUAAACAUCGAGGAACCAGCAUUAGCAGAGCCAUUUAGAUGUGAAAUUGAACCGACGUUGGGUGGUUUAGCAUGUAUUGGAUCUGGAACUGUAAAAUGUAAAAUCGAAUUGGAUCGGGGAGGUUACGUGUCAGGAGAAACGAUUCACAUCAACGGAUAUGUUAGGAAUUUCAGUAAAGUUACAAUACGUCAUACGAAAAUAAUUCUACUCGAAACAAUCAAUUAUCUGUCACGUGGAAAAGCUGUUCAAGUUGAAAAACGUGAAAUUGCAUCAAUCAAAGGACCCAAAAUACGUCCCAAUAGUCGUGAUGAAUUUGUGAACAAAAAGCUUUACAUUCCACCUUUACCACCCACAAAUAUACGCAAUUCAAAUUUGAUUCAAUUAAAUUAUGAUGUCUAUGUGAGUUUUAUUUUAUUGUUGAAUUAUUUUUAGCAUGCAAUUUGCUUUGUUAUUAAUGGAUGGAUGUUGGGGUACACUUUGUCUAUU